This is a messenger RNA of Meriones unguiculatus (Mongolian gerbil), 1144 nucleotides long. RefSeq names its product estradiol 17 beta-dehydrogenase 5. The transcript has 8 exons. NCBI's taxonomy places the organism in Eukaryota, Metazoa, Chordata, Mammalia, Rodentia, Muridae. Gene Ontology annotation, molecular function: ketosteroid monooxygenase activity; bile acid binding; aldose reductase (NADPH) activity. The record is from RefSeq and is a predicted model, not a curated record. Gene Ontology annotation, cellular component: cytosol. Gene Ontology annotation, biological process: prostaglandin metabolic process; progesterone metabolic process; daunorubicin metabolic process.
UUUAUUUGCUGUCCUGUAUGGGAAGAAGAAAUGGUAACAUCUUAGUUGGAGGACCGAGAAGCCAUGAAUUCUAAGCAGCAGACAGUGAGACUAAGUGAUGGCCACUUCAUCCCUAUUCUGGGCUUUGGCACCUAUGCACCUCAAGAGGUACCGAAGAGUAAGGCUACAGAAGCCACCAAAAUAGCUAUAGACACUGGUUUCCGACAUAUUGAUUCUGCUGCUAUAUAUCAAAAUGAAGAGGAAAUAGGCACCGUGAAGAGGGAGGAUAUAUUUUACACAACAAAGCUUUGGGUUACUUUUCAUUGUCCAGAACUGGUGCAACUUUGCUUGGAAUAGUCACUGAAGAAACUCCAGUUGGAUUAUGUGGACCUGUAUCUCAUACAUUUUCCAACAUUUCUGAAGGCCAUGGAGAAGUGUAAGGAUGCAGGUUUGACCAAGUCCAUCGGGGUGUCCAACUUCAACCGCAGGCAGUUGGAGAAAAUCCUGAACAAGCCUGGGCUCAAGUACAAGCCUGUGUGCAACCAGGUAGAAUGCCAUCCUUAUCUCAACCAGGGAAAACAUCUCGAUUUCUGCAAGUCAAAAGAUAUUGUUCUGGUUGCUUACAGUGCUCUGGGAAGCCACCGUGAAAAACAAUGGGUGGACCAGACCUCCCCCAUUCUUUUGGAUGACCCAGUCCUUGGUUCCAUGGCAAAAAAAUACAAGCGAACUCCAGCCCUGAUUGCCCUUCGCUACCAACUGCAGCGUGGGGUUGUGGUCCUGGCCAAGAGUUUCACUGAGCAGAGGAUAAAAGAGAAUAUGCAGGUCUUUGAAUUUCAGUUGACUUCAGAGGACAUGAGCAUCCUUGAUGGCCUGAAUAAAAAUAUCUGAUACAUAGCUGCUUCUGACUUUAAAGGCCACCCUGAUUUUCCAUUUUGGGAUGAAUACUAACAUGAAGGCCUGUGGCCUGUGUCAUGCCUUGUGUUAGAAGUCACUGCAUAUUAAUGGUAAUGAGCAAGGCUGUUCAAAUGGUUAUGACUCCAUAUGUCACCCUAAGCCAUACUUCUGAACAAUUCUGGCUCUGGGAAUCUGAGUCACAGGCAAGCAAAGAAAAGAAGUAAAUAUUUCUUCUGUCUGAUUAGAAAUAAAAGAAUAAUUUUCUUCAGCA